Messenger RNA from Pseudovirgaria hyperparasitica, 870 nucleotides. Its product is annotated as 10 kDa heat shock protein, mitochondrial. Lineage: Eukaryota; Fungi; Ascomycota; Dothideomycetes; Acrospermales; Acrospermaceae. The record is from RefSeq and is a predicted model, not a curated record. The coding region runs from base 436 to 750 and encodes 104 amino acids. Gene Ontology annotation, cellular component: mitochondrial matrix. The transcript is spliced from 4 exons. Gene Ontology annotation, molecular function: protein-folding chaperone binding; ATP binding; metal ion binding.
GCCAAACUCAGGGGGCAACUGUUUGACGAGGUAUGCUAGAGCCAUGGAAUCUACUCCACCACUGAUACCAAGUGCCAAGCGGCAUGACUGUCCUUGUGGUCUCCAUAUUGAGAGGAACGCCUUUGCAAACUCUGCCACUGAAACUGGUGUGUAUACCAUACCACACUGCUCAUACCCGACCCUACUCGGCCAGGGCGUGUUGUAGGCAGUGCGAUGGAGACCAUGCAGCCAGCUCUUGGACAACCUCGGUGGAGAGAGAGCUCAAACAAUCGAUUGGUCCGUGCGUAUAUGAGGUUCUGGAAUUUUCCCGGAGUCGACCAUUUUCCUCUCGUCAUCUCCGCCUCCGCCGCAAUACAAGAACAACAAACUUCAAACUAUCAUCUCUCAAUUGCAUCUUUGUCGUCGCGAUCAGAUUCAUCUACUCAAUCCAUCACAAUGACUACCGCCCUCAAGUCCAUCAAAUCCCUCGCUCCUCUCCUCGACCGCGUCCUCGUGCAGAGAAUCAAGGCCCAAACAAAGACUGCCGGUGGCAUCUUCCUCCCAGAGUCCGCGGUCAAGGAACUCAACGAGGCCAAGGUCCUGGCCGUCGGCCCCGGCGGUUUCGAUAAGGAUGGCAAGCGCAUGACACCCAGCGUCGCACCCGGCGACAAGGUCUUGAUUCCACAGUAUGGCGGCAGCCCGAUCAAGGUCGGCGAGGAGGAAUAUUCCCUGUUCCGCGACCACGAGCUCCUUGCAAAGAUCAACGAAUAAGCACAUGCGCUCUCUGAAACAAAAACGAUGUGUUCUCUCGAAAUUCAUGUAUACAUAUAUUUGUCGGCGUCGUCAAUGCGUAACAGAGGCGUCGUCGCGGCGCGUCGCAAUUCUUGGGGG